GAUAAAGGUCGUCACUUCGCGCUGCUGCUGCGAGGAGAUGAUUCACCACACAAGCUGAAUAUUUUGUGAUCGAUUUGAAACAUUAAAAACCUACUGUCGUGGGCCUUAACGGUGGACGUCAAUAAAACAUUGGCUAAGUCAACAGAUGUUGCAUUGAAUUUAAGGUGAAACGAAUACGACUUCUUUCACAUAAUCCACCCAGAUCUCUCAUCGCUUUCUUUAGAGCAGCGAUAUGCUUCCGAGUCCUGUGACUUCAACCCCGUUUUCGGUUAAGGACAUUCUUAAAUUGGAACAGCAACAUGCUCUUAACCCGAACGGUUUCCUGGGUAUUGAGCAGGACACUUUGCCUCUGCAGUCGCUCCAGCUUGAAUGCAUGCAGAGUACAUUAAGCCAGAGCCUGGAUCUACUCUACAGUCCCGAGAAACACAGUGUGAUUGCUGGGGAACAGGUGAAAUGUGCCUUGAGUUCAGAUGACUUUGACAUCGUCAGAGACUCCUGCAGUUCUCCAACAGAAGAGGAGAUGGAUCCCAGCGAGGACACAAGCAUGUGUCAGUUUGACGACUCGGUUUGUAAAAAAGAUGAAACAACCAUUGAGAAACCGAAGCAGAGGUUGCGCAGGAAACCCCGAGUUCUCUUUUCUCAAACGCAAGUGUUUGAGCUGGAAAGACGCUUCAAGCAGCAGAGAUACCUUUCAGCGCCCGAGCGAGAUCACCUGGCUCAUGUUUUGAAACUCACGUCCACACAGGUCAAAAUAUGGUUUCAGAACCGGAGGUACAAGUGUAAGAGACAGCGACAGGAUAAAACUCUAGAGCUGGCCGCGCCACGAAGGGUGGCAGUGCCCGUGUUGGUGCGAGAUGGAAAACCCUGUCAUGGACCUUCUUACAAUGUCACUGUAGGAUCGUAUCCUUACAAUAACUAUUACGGCAGUUAUGGAAAUAACCCAUACCACUGUAACCUCACUUCUGUGCCUUCGUUUGUCAAUACAAACCAAUUACCCAACCACUUUGUGGAUAUGAAUUUAACGUCGGGAAGUGUUGAUGGGAUUAGAGCUUGGUGAGACGUGUCACAAUCCAUAUACAGUGAACUUUUUGGAUAAAGACAAUAUAACCAAAUGGCACUGCUGAAAAGACAUUGAAAAAAUAUUUUGUCGUACUGUAGCAAAUUGUU
Molecule: messenger RNA, 1167 nt
Organism: Triplophysa dalaica
Lineage: Eukaryota; Metazoa; Chordata; Actinopteri; Cypriniformes; Nemacheilidae
Gene: nkx2.7
Product: NK2 transcription factor related 7
Exons: 2
Coding region: 233-1057 (274 amino acids)
Biological process (GO): cell differentiation; regulation of transcription by RNA polymerase II
Cellular component (GO): nucleus
Molecular function (GO): DNA-binding transcription factor activity, RNA polymerase II-specific; RNA polymerase II cis-regulatory region sequence-specific DNA binding
Source: RefSeq, a predicted model, not a curated record